AUCCGACGCAGACAUGUAACAAAUCCAUUGACUGGAUGCGAGGUGCUGCAUCGAUAACCUGCCACACCUCUCCUCUCAGCAUGCAACCCUGCCUAACCGCCGUGCUAUAUCGUGCCCUUCUUCGCGGCCGCCUCCUCCCCCUUCCUCCUCGACCCUUUCUCCUCGGCCCUUUCACUCUUCCCUCAUGUUCGCCCUCGAAGAACCUCAGUCGAGAAAGCGACAACGGUCCUCACAAUCGCGCGAGGAUUUCGAGCCGGAGCCGAUAGCAAAGAAGCAAAAACUUCUUUCGGAAAGCCGUGACCUCCCUCGUCAUCGUCCUCCCAGCUUCUGGGACACGUUAUCCAAGAUUCGAUUGAGUCGCGGUGCUCUCCGAGAGUUUGACCGUAGGAACAUUGAAGAGAAGGUCCAGCCACCUUGCACACUCACACCGAAGGUCGAAUAUCCCACAGGGCGUGCUCGCCUACUGCUCAAGAGAUUUGCUCGACGUGGUGGGCCUGAUCUAUCACACCUUCGAGGGCUUGCCAACUUGCCUCUUCCGAUCCUCGACAGAAUGAGCGGUUAUGCUCGUUCUCAAAGCGGGAGACGGUCGUCAGCCUCCUCGAGGCUAAGUGACCAUACCAAGACCACCUCUACUAAGACCACUCCGUAUAGCGGCAAUUUUGAGCAAAAACUGAUCGACAAUGCCAUCUACCCCAGCCUAUAUGAGCAUUCAGAUGGACGUUUAUCACAAAACCCGGCGAAUCUGAGUGACAUCCGGGCCGCACAACGCCACCCUCGGGCAUCUCUAUCACCGUCGCGAUUCACUGACGAAGAUUUUGAAGCCUUUCAGCGGGCCAAUGCAAGAGCGUCCGGCGAGACUACGGGGAUGCAUAACUUACUCCCCUUCAUCGCCGGAAACGAGGCGGGCCAUCGUUUCGAGAUGGGUCUACCAUUGGGCAACCUGAAACCAUUCGACAAAGAUCUCAGCGACCCCAGCCCCGAUGUCUAUCACGGAGCGGCACUCUCGACCAUCCAUCCGCGGGUUCGUGCUGACUUGGGACCUUACAUCAUUCCAUCGACGGUCGAUCUAACUCGUCCGGCGGCUCCGAAUUUCUUCGUCGAGGGCAAAAGCCCUCAAGGUCGAGCGGAUGUAGCAAAGAGACAAGCCAUGCAUGACGGAGCAUUUGGGGCUCGAGCUAUACACGAACUUCGGAACUACAAAGCUGAAGAGCCAGAAUAUGACAACAAAGCACGAAGCUUUUCUGCUACCUAUCAAGACGGCCAUCUUCAGACCUAUGCGCACCAUCUCACUGCGCCGCUCACUCCCGGAGGGGAGCCAGAGUAUCACAUGACUCAGACAAAGGCAUUUGCAAUGACGAGCGACAAAGAAACAUUCGUGAGAGGCGCCACGGCCUACCGCAACGAUCGGGACUUAGCAAAGAAAGAGCGGGACAGCUCCAUUGCCCUUGCCAACGAGGUGGCUCGCCAGAUGCCCGCGCCCACCCCAAACACGCCCACCCCAAACACCAGCUCCACGACCAGCCGCACAUCCCGUUCGACGGUCAUUGCUGCCGGAUCGGACACCUCCUCUGAAGACGAGCUGGCUCGCGAUGAGGUGACCCCGGUUAAGCGCCUGAGACCAAGUGCGGCGUCAUCCACGAGCUACGGUUCUGCAACUGGACGAGAUGGCCGCGCUGCCUCCGGAACUCCUACUGCUUGGCCGGCCUUCUGCGGAGGGAAGCUUGUUGAAAGCAAUUAG
Molecule: messenger RNA, 1738 nt
Organism: Exophiala oligosperma
Lineage: Eukaryota; Fungi; Ascomycota; Eurotiomycetes; Chaetothyriales; Herpotrichiellaceae
Exons: 3
Coding region: 185-1738 (517 amino acids)
Source: RefSeq, a predicted model, not a curated record